AUGGAUAAACCAACCUCAAUGCGGCAGAAAGCAGAAGAAAAUGAUGUCGGCAGGGACAGGAUCAGUGAUCUGCCUGAUGCAGUCUUGUGCCACGUCCUCUCAUUCCUUCCAAUUAAAAUCUGCGUGACUACGAGCAUUUUGUCUCGUAGGUGGCGCCAUAUCUGGAAGGAUAUUCAAGUCCUUGACUUUUGCGACCAUUAUUGCGAGGGAUUCGAGCAUUUAGCUGUUUUAGUAAAUAGGGUUCUAGCUAUGCGAAAGGGUUAUGAUAUUCGAGUGUUUCGACUCUGCCGUUAUUUCUCCAACACAGACUCCGACUCAGUGGCUAAGUGGGUCCAAACCGCCAUUGGGCCUAACCUGGAGGAACUGCAGCUUGAACUGCAUUAUGGAUUGGGUUUUGUGGUGCCUCACACCCUCUUCACUUGCAGCAGGCUCGUGUCACUGACUUUGUCCUACGGAAUCCGCAUAGAAAAGCCUCCAGCCGUUUGUUUGCCAUCCCUAAAGGUGCUUAGUGUAGAGGAUGUAGACGUGGAUGUUAUUGAAACCCUCCUCUCUGGGUGCCCUGCCCUCGAAACUCUGACUUUGACUAUUUAUCCCGAAUGCUUGACCAAAGUCCGCGUCCCUUCUUCCUUGAAGAGAUUGUUGUUACAAGUUUUUUCUACUGGUUGUGAAUCUUACCUGGAUAUAGAUGCGCCAGGUCUUGAGUACCUUAAUAUCUUCUAUAUGGAUAGCUCCUUUCAUUUUAAGGUUACUAAUUUACAGCAUAUGAUGCAUGCAAAUCUUAAUACGGAAGCAAUGGACAAAGCAUCUGUCAACAGUUUUCACAAGCUUAUCCGAGCUCUGUCCGGAACAAAAUCUCUAAAAUUGGGUUCUUUAUCAACAGAGAAUCCGAAACCAUUACGUUUACAAAGUUGGGCGCAGCCAACAACGGUUCCUAAUUGUCUUCGAUCACACCUGACCUCUGUUCAGUUUGAAGGAUAUCAAGGACUUGAAGAUGAGCUAGAAUUUGCUGAUUAUGUUUUACGAUAUGGAUUUGUUUUGAAGGCAAUGAACAUUUAUACCGACAGAUUGUUGGACUUUGGGGAAAAGUGGCAUAAUAUUCAUAGAAAAUCAUUAUAUGAUAUACCACGGGGCUCUGGCGUGAAAAAGGGAAGCAAAAAUAGUGAGGAAUUGCUGACGUGGCGAAUUAUGGACCAUUGGAUGAAAGUUUAA
Molecule: messenger RNA, 1209 nt
Organism: Gastrolobium bilobum
Lineage: Eukaryota; Viridiplantae; Streptophyta; Magnoliopsida; Fabales; Fabaceae
Product: F-box/LRR-repeat protein At3g26922-like
Exons: 4
Coding region: 1-1209 (402 amino acids)
Molecular function (GO): protein binding
Source: RefSeq, a predicted model, not a curated record